GUCUCCUUGUGGGUACUCUUGAUGUUGUGUUGGACUCCAGUGCCAGAGUGGCACCAUAUCGAAUCCUCUACCAAGCACCAGACUCCUUGGUCUAUUGGACUAUCGCCUGCGGUUGCUCAAGGAAGGAAAUCACCGAACACUGGGAAUGGCUUGAACAGAAUUUGUUGCAAACUCUUUCAAUCUUUGAAAAUGAGAAUGACAUAAAUACAUUUGUCAGAGGAAAAAUACAGGGCAUCAUUGCGGAGUACAACAAAAUCAAUGGCAUCAAGGAGGACGAUGAUACAGAAAAAUUUAAGGAAGCCAUAGUGAAAUUUCACAAGCUGUUUGGGAUGCCGGAAGAAGAGAAAUUAGUGAACUACUACUCCUGCAGUUACUGGAAGGGGAAGGUUCCCCGUCAGGGCUGGGUGUAUCUCAGCAUUAAUCACCUUUGCUUUUACUCUUUCCUCAUGGGCAGGGAAGCAAAGCUAGUUAUCCGCUGGGUCGAUAUCACUCAACUUGAGAAGAAUGCUACGCUGCUGUUCCCUGAUAUGAUCAAAGUGAGCACAAGGUCAAGCGAACACUUCUUCUCGGUAUUCCUUAAUAUCAGUGAGACAUUUAAACUAAUGGAACAGCUUGCCAAUAUAGCUAUGCGGCAGCUUUUGGACAAUGAAGGAUUUGAACAAGACAGGUCAUUACCCAAACUGAAGAAGAAAUCCCCCAAGAAAGUAUCUGCACUAAAACGGGAUCUUGAUGCCAGAGCAAAGAGUGAGAGAUACCGUGCAUUGUUCCGACUUCCUAAGGAUGAGAAACUAGAUGGACACACAGACUGUACUCUCUGGACUCCAUUCAACAAAAUGCACAUUUUGGGUCAGAUGUUUGUUUCUACAAACUACAUUUGCUUUACUAGUAAAGAAGAGAACUUGUGCAGCCUUAUUAUCCCUCUUCGAGAGGUGACAAUAGUCGAAAAGGCAGACAGCUCCAGUGUGUUGCCCAGCCCGUUAUCAAUCAGCACGAAAAACAGAAUGACGUUCCUCUUUGCCAACCUGAAAGACAGAGACUUUCUUGUGCAGAGGAUCUCAGACUUUCUGCAACAAACCACUUCAAAAAUAUACUUGGAAAAAAAUAUUUGUGGAAGCUAUAUCAGCUCAGAUGAUGAGGUGUUUACCAGAUCAAGUAGUCUAAUUUCUGCCAGCCCUCAUAAAAGCCUCAGCUCUGAGUCGGAGGGAGAACGACAGUUCAACCUCAAUGAUAACGGCAUUCCAACAGCAACUCAAGCUUUAAUGACGAUGUAUCGGCGGAGGUCACCUGAGGAGUUCAUACAUGUACUGGCUAAAGAGUUUUUGAAGGAACAGGCCUGGAAAAUUCACUUUGCUGAAUAUGGCCAAGGAGUCUGUAUGUAUCGUACAGAGAAAACCAGAGACCUUGUGCUGAAGGGCAUUCCAGAAAGCAUGAGAGGGGAACUUUGGCUGCUAUUUUCAGGAGCCAUAAAUGAAAUGGCCACUCAUCCUGGCUAUUACGAGGACCUAGUGGAGAAAUCAAUGGGGAAGUACAAUCUUGCUACAGAAGAGAUAGAGAGGGAUCUGCACCGCUCCCUUCCAGAACACCCUGCGUUCCAGAAUGAGAUGGGUAUUGCUGCUCUGAGGAGAGUCUUGACAGCUUAUGCAUUUAGAAAUCCAAACAUAGGAUAUUGUCAGGCUAUGAAUAUUGUCACUUCAGUACUCCUCCUUUAUGCUAAAGAGGAGGAAGCUUUUUGGCUGCUGGUGGCUCUGUGCGAACGCAUGCUACCUGACUACUACAACACAAGAGUUGUUGGAGCAUUGGUGGAUCAGGGUGUCUUUGAAGAGUUGGCUCAUGACUAUGUUCCACAGCUUUAUGACUGCAUGCAGGACUUGGGUGUGAUAUCCACCAUUUCCCUGUCCUGGUUCCUCACUCUUUUCCUCAGUGUAAUGCCUUUUGAGAGUGCAGUGGUGGUGGUGGAUUGUUUCUUCUGUGAAGGAAUAAAGGUGAUAUUUCAAUUAGCACUCGCUGUCCUCGAUGCUAAUGUAGACAAGCUGCUGAACUGUAAAGACGACGGAGAAGCCAUGACAGUCUUGGGAAGGUAUCUGGACAGUGUAACUAAUAAGGACAGCACUCUUCCACCCAUUCCUCAUCUUCACUCCCUGCUCAGUGAUGAUGUAGAGCCUUAUCCUGAGGUGGAUAUCUUCAGACUCAUCAGGUCUUCCUAUGAGAAAUUUGGAAGUAUCCGAGCAGAUUUAAUUGAACAGAUGAGAUUCAAACAAAGGCUGAAAGUUAUCCAAACCCUUGAAGAUACUACGAAGCGCAAUGUAGUACGAACUAUUGUGACAGAGACUUCUUUUACUAUCGAUGAACUGGAGGAACUGUAUGCUCUUUUCAAGGCAGAACAUCUGACUAGCUGCUACUGGGGAGGAAACAGCAAUGCCAUUGACCGGCAUGAUCCCAGCCUGCCUUACCUGGAGCAAUACCGUAUUGACUUUGAGCAGUUCAAGGGGAUGUUCGCUCUCCUCUUCCCUUGGGCAUGUGGAACUCAUUCUGACGUAUUAGCUGCACGCUUAUUCAGGCUUCUGGAUGAAAACGGAGACUUGCUCAUCAACUUCCGUGAAUUCGUCUCUGGUCUAAGUGCAGCAUGCCAUGGAGAUCUUACAGAGAAGCUGAAGCUACUGUAUAAAAUGCAUGUUUUGCCUGAUCCAUCCCCUGAGCAAGAGGAGCCAGACUCUGCUUUUGAGGCCACUCAGUACUUUUUUGAAGACAUCACACCAGAAUGUACACACGUUGUUGGCCUGGACAGCAGGAGCAAACAAGGAGUAGAUGAUGGGUUUGUUACAGUGAGCCUGAAAACAGAGAGAGGCAAGAAGAGCUCACAGGAGAAUCGAAAUUACCUGAGGAUGUGGAGCCAAGAGAAUAAAUCCAAAGCAAAAAACGCAAAGGACUUGCCCAAACUGAAUCAGGGGCAGUUCAUUGAACUGUGCAAGACCAUGUACAACAUGUUCAGCGAAGACCCCAACGAACAAGACCUGUACCACGCCACCGCUGCCGUCACCAGCUUGCUUUUGGAGAUAGGGGAGGUUGGUAAGCUUUUCAGCAUGCAGCCCCCGAAAGAGACGGACGGCGGCAGCAAGACUGUUCAGAGCGAGCUGUUUCAGAAGAAGGACCACCAGCAGUACCCCCUUGAACAGCACAAGCCGUUCCAAAGCAGCCUCGUUGCCAGCGACGAGGAGGCCGCUUGCGCCGACAACGCCCUGGGCAUGCAGAUGGAAGACAUUAAGCUCGAAGAUUCUUCUCCCAGGGACAACGGAGCCUGUUCUUCCAUGCUCAUUUCCGAUGACGACACAAAAGACGAUAGCUCGAUGUCCUCCUACUCGGUGCUGAGCGCAGGCUCGCACGAAGAAGAGAAGCUGCACUGCGAGGACAUCGGUGAAGACACCGUUUUGGUACGGAGCAACCACACCACUUCUCUUCGCAGAAGCACGAGCAUUGACAGGGACUGGGCCAUCACCUUUGAACAGUUUUUAGCCUCCCUUUUGACUGAGCCAGCCCUGGUUAGGUACUUUGACAAGCCUGUGUCCAUGAUGGCCAGGAUUACUAAUGCUAAAAACGUGAGGAUGAUGGGGAAACCGAUAACCUCAGCCAGUGACUACGAAAUCUCUACUAUGUCGGGAUGA
This is a messenger RNA of Eurypyga helias (sunbittern), 3659 nucleotides long. It is a transcript of the gene TBC1D9, whose product is annotated as TBC1 domain family, member 9 (with GRAM domain). Gene Ontology annotation, molecular function: calcium ion binding. The annotation marks the transcript as partial. The record is from RefSeq and is a predicted model, not a curated record. NCBI's taxonomy places the organism in Eukaryota, Metazoa, Chordata, Aves, Eurypygiformes, Eurypygidae. The transcript is spliced from 20 exons.